AUGCUUUCUGGCACGCCCCAGGUCUACAACGACGUCGCUCAGGCUCUUCGGCCCGAGGCGCCCCCCGCUGCCGCGGCGGCCUCGCCGGGCGGCCCGGGUCCUCUGGCCGAGGUGGGCGCCGCGUGUCCGGGCGCGCACGCGGCGCCACGCGUCUGGUUCCGAGCAGCGCCUCCAGGGGUUGAGGGGCCGUUCCCUGUCGGGAUGAUGGUGGGCGUGGGGAACGCCUUGUCGCUAUACUGGAACGCGCGGGGCCUGGCUCGGCUGGCUGGGGUCCCCUUCAGCGCCACAGGAGGCCUGAGCGCGCGGCACUUCAUCCGCCACCUGCCCCGCGUGGUGCCCGCGCGGCCAGGCGGGAAUUCCACGGCCCUGGCUGAGGCGUGCGUGGCCUGCUCUCCGCGGGAGGUGCUUCUGUGGCGCUACCCGCACACAUGCUUUGGGGCGUGGUCCCGGAUCCGCAGCGACAUCCAGCGGGACACGCACAGCGCGCUCCGCGCGAGCGGUGCAGAGGGCGCGGCGCUGGCCCGGCUCCGGAGCAGCGACGUGGCGGUGCACCUCCGCUGCUUCCCCGCGUUCAACGUCAACUACCCUCUCGCCGCCUUCUCUCUGUAUGCGGACCUUCCCAGACCGUGGCGGGACGCGAGCGGUCUGCGCUUCCUGCUCUUUGGCGGCAAGUUCGGCCCCGCCUGUGCGCAGGUGGCCGCAGCGCUGGAGGGCCACCUUCAACGGCUCUUCCCCCAGGCGAGAGUGCUGCGGUAUUUCAACACCACCGAGAUGUCUCAUGAGGAGGAUCUGCUGGGCGCCGGCGCCGAGGACGCAGUGGAGGCCGACUUCGCGGCGCUGGUACACGCUCCAGUGCUGGUUCGCGCCCCGGGCAGUUUCUCCCUGUGGGCCGGCCUGGCGCGCCGCCGCGGGCUGGUGCUGUCGGCGGCGAAUCCGCCUGGCUCCACGUGGGCCUGGCAGCAGGCAGACUUCGGGCGCGACUGGACUUGGUCCAGGGCGCCGCUUCUCGGCCCAGAGGUCGUGGAGCGGCACGGCUUCGAUUUCGGCCGGCCGGGGCCGUGGAUCGAGUGGCUGCGCUCGCACUAG
Prorocentrum cordatum is the source of this 1086-nucleotide messenger RNA. The record is from the annotation of a GenBank genome assembly. NCBI's taxonomy places the organism in Eukaryota, Dinophyceae, Prorocentrales, Prorocentraceae.